AUGAACCAGACACCCAAGGCCGAGUCAACUUCAACGCCCUCUCCCAACGCAACACCCCAGGGCUCGCCCUAUCCUAAACCCAUCAACCCGUACGCUAGAAUGUCCCAACGACGAGCAAUUGCGUGCACAAUCUGUGCGAAGGCAAAGACCAAGUGCGACAAAGCUGUUCCUUCAUGCUCCCGGUGCACAGCAAAGGGACUUCAAUGCGAGCCUCGAUCUACACGACGAACAUCGGACAACAGCUAUCGGAAUCCCAAGAAACACCUCGUCUCACCGAAGAGAUUUCCUACUACCAAUUCUAUCCCAGCCAUGGGCACGAUGGGUACGAUGGGCGCUUCGCCUCGAAGCGUUCCAAGCUCCGGCAGGCACCAAAUGGUACGAGCAGUUUCGCAGAUGGAUUUCCAUACUGCGGUGAAGCUUGGUCAACAACAGUCAAACUUCUCUGGCUUCCCUAUGCUCACCCCUCUGCAAACAUACACACCUCAGAUUGUCGACGAAUGUUACUCGUACUCCAGCAGCCCGGAACCCAGUAUGGGAGCUUUCUCGCAACCGAUGGAGAAGAGCGCCUUCCUUAGCUCCGGACGCUUGACACCUCAAACACCAGACACAUUCGCCUACCACGAGCCUCUGUCAAUUGCCGAUCCUUUCGACCAGUACAUGGAUACCCAAGCAUGGACUGACGACGGCUCAAUACCCAUCGGGCUUGGAUUCGAGGGCGACAUGCCUGGAAUGCUACCCGCCGACAUGUGGGCUACUCCCGAGCCUGAAGGCGUCAUUCCUAUGGGUCUCUGCGACUCACCAGCCCCGAUGAACGGCUGGUCGCAUCCGGCUUUGUCUCUAUCGCCUCCCCAAGCCCCGAGUAGCAUGCCUCCGCACAGCAAGGCCGUCCCUUCGCUGUCGAUAAGCGAAUGCUCCGCCGAAGACUUUAACUCCCCGAAUGGCGUCCAAGGGGAAUGGACAAGCUUUCAGCCCAAUGCGGGUCAGAUUAUGGGGAAGCCUAACGCCACCGGGGCAUUUAUGGAGAACGCGAAGGCUAUCUCGAAUAUCCAGCCGAUAUGGGAGGACCUCAUCGUCCCUCGUACGUCGGCUUUCUAA
Messenger RNA from Trematosphaeria pertusa, 1095 nucleotides. RefSeq lists its product as uncharacterized. Gene Ontology annotation, biological process: regulation of DNA-templated transcription. The transcript is spliced from 2 exons. The coding region runs from base 1 to 1095 and encodes 364 amino acids. The record is from RefSeq and is a predicted model, not a curated record. Gene Ontology annotation, molecular function: DNA-binding transcription factor activity, RNA polymerase II-specific; zinc ion binding. Lineage: Eukaryota; Fungi; Ascomycota; Dothideomycetes; Pleosporales; Trematosphaeriaceae.